Molecule: messenger RNA, 285 nt
Organism: Peniophora sp. CBMAI 1063
Lineage: Eukaryota; Fungi; Basidiomycota; Agaricomycetes; Russulales; Peniophoraceae
Source: the annotation of a GenBank genome assembly
AUGUCUAACGGGCCACAACUCUACAGCGAUCCCUGGGCGAAGCGCAACGCCUGGCGCCGCAACCCCGUGUUCUCAAAGCGACAGAUGUUCGCAAACCUCUUCCCAGGCUUCGGCAUCGCCGUCGUCGCCUUCACCACCUACGUCCUCGCAGACAACCUCGUCUUCUCCCAGUCGAAGAAGAGACGGCCAUUGUUUCUUAUUCGUCCAUGCCCGGAACAGCGCUCCCGCGCACCGUUGCCGCAUGUCAAGAUACAUGCGCCGUGCUUGUGUAGAGUUGGAGGGUGA